Molecule: messenger RNA, 1605 nt
Organism: Didymodactylos carnosus
Lineage: Eukaryota; Metazoa; Rotifera; Eurotatoria; Philodinida; Philodinidae
Source: the annotation of a GenBank genome assembly
AUGUCUGAUUCUGAACAUGAUACGGAUUCAGAUAACGAUGACACUAUCACCCAUGUAACUAAGAAACAUCAACCAACAUCCUCUUCAUUCCAUUCUGGUCAUGCUUCACGACUACCUCAGUUUCAACGCCAGUUACGUCCGCAAGAGGAUGAUUACGACGAAGAUGAUUUUGAUAGACAAAUUAGAUUAGAAGAAACGAAAAAAUUACAAGCGGAUGCUGAACAGCUACAAACAAAAGUAGAUGAAGAUGGAACGGUUUAUGAAUGGGAUCCAAAUGUCAAAGGAUGGUUUCCAAAAGUUCCUGAAGAAUUUUUAGUUGAACACCAUAUGAAUUAUGGAUUAGAAAAUUUUAAGGGUAUUCGUUAUGAUUCAAAAUUACAAACAUAUAUUUAUGAAACAAAACAACAAGAUGAAGAUGAGAAUGGAAAUAAUAAUCUAACUUAUAAAUUAAAUAAAGAUAACGGUCAAUGGGUACCUAUCAUGUCAACAGCAGAUGGAACAGUGUAUAGCGAUCCAAAAACAAAUGUUAAAUAUACAUUUGACUUAAAAAAAAAUUCCUUUAUUCCUUCCGUUAGUACGUAUACAGCUGAAAAUGAAGACAACCGAACAUACGUAUGGAAUAAAGAUACAUUAUCCUGGAUGGAUUUAAGUACAACCGAUGCAUAUACAGAUCAUUUAACUGGUUACAAAUAUAAAUGGAAUCAAGAAAAUAAUAAAUGGGAUAUAGAUGGAAUUGAAGAACUAGAUAAAGCUACAGAUGUAAUAGAAGAAGAACAACAAUCAACAUCGGCAACAGAUGAUCAAAAUAAUAAGAAAAGAGAAGGUUGGUUCGAAGUACCUGAUGAAAAAAAUUGCAAUGUUUAUGUUAGUGGUUUACCGUAUGAUAUUGACGAUAAAGAAUUUGAAGAAUUGAUGUCAAAAUAUGGUAUUAUUGAAAAAGAUCAGUCAGAUUACACGAAGAAAAAAGUCAAAUUAUACAGAGAUAACGAAGGAAAAUUAAAAGGAGAUGGAAGAUGUUGUUAUCUAAAACCUGAAUCUGUUGCAUUGUGUUUACAAUUAUUAGAAGGCUUACAUUUACGUAAUUCAAUUGUUCAUGUUCAACGAGCUAAAUUUGAAAUGAAAGGAAAUUAUAAUCCAGAAUUGAAACCUAAACCAAAUAAAAAUAAACGAAAAAAAGGAGAUAAAAAAAAACAAAAACAAAAACAAAUAGAUAAACUAUUGGAUUGGGAAGAACGACCUGAUGUUGUACGCGGAAAACACGAAAGAAUUAUUGUUAUGAGAAAUAUGUUUGAUCUCGAACAAUUUAAAAAUGAUCCAACUUAUAUUAUUCAAUUACGAUCAAAUAUUCGACAAUCUUGUGAACAAUAUGGUGAAGUGAAAAAAAUUUAUAUUUUCGAUACUAAUCCCGAUGGAAUUGUUACUGUUGGUUAUACUGAGAUACCUGAGGCUGACGAAUGUAUAAAAUAUAUGAAUAAUAGAAUAUGGCAUGGGAGACUUAUUCAAUGCGAAAUAUGGGAUGGUAAAACCAAAUAUGAUGUCCAAGCGACGGCAGAUGAUGAAAAACGUAUUGAUGACUGGCAUAAAUUUCUAAUGGAAGAUGCUUAA